This is a messenger RNA of Cotesia congregata, 2778 nucleotides long. The record is from the annotation of a GenBank genome assembly. Lineage: Eukaryota; Metazoa; Arthropoda; Insecta; Hymenoptera; Braconidae.
AUGGCACAGAAUAAUUAUUUCGGUUUUACACACGGCGGUACUCAAUAUGGAGCAACUAGUGCUGCUUAUCAAACUGGACAAGCUGGUUAUGCAGUAACACCGGCAGCUACCGCCGCUACCUAUACUCAAAGACCCGCUGCUGCAGCUGCUACUGGUUACGAGACUUAUCAAGCUGCUGCCGCCGCAGCAGCCACUGGCACGACUUAUGCUGGUUUUGUUUCCCCUGUAGCAGCAAACCCAGGUACGGUAGCCCAAACCUACGAUUACGGAUACGGUCGUCCAGCUCCAGCAGCAACCUACGACGCGACUAAGACUUAUUAUCAGCAACCCGCGGCCGCUGCAGCUGCCGCUACCUACACAACUACAGAGACUCAUUACCAAGCUGCUAAGCCCGCUUACAGCACCACAAGUGCUUACACCGGGACUGCUCGUCAGGCGACGACCACUGGCCAGGCCAAGACUUACCAAGCUGCCAGUACAGCUUAUCAGCAGUCAAACCCUACGCAGAACGCGACUUAUUCUUCUGGAUACACUGCACCAGCUACUCCAGCUGCCGCUCCCGCUGCAGCAACUAACAAAACGGCAAGUACAGCGUAUUCCGGGUAUGACGCAGCGCUUUAUAGCGCUGCGACAAUGUACGUAGCCCAACAGAGUGCAAACAGCAACAAUACAACUAACCAGAAGACUGGAGGUUGGCAGGGCUACGGACGUAAAGGAUUUGGAGCAGGUGGAAGUGGAAUGAAGAGUAUGAGGGCCAAGCCGCCUCCCAAACCCCAGCAACUCCACUACUGCGAUGUCUGCAAGAUUAGCUGCGCUGGUCCUCAGACCUACCGCGAGCACUUGGAGGGCCAGAAGCACAAAAAGAAGGAGGCUUCGAUGAAGGUCCCCCAGCAGCCUCCAGCUCGCGGAGCUGCUGGAAAUCUCGGCACAGUGAACCAAAACGCAGCUGCUGAAGCAAAAACAGAAGAGUCAGCAGUCGAGGAAUCAGCUGAAGAAUCACUAACUGAAGAAAAAGACAUCCAGCCGGUGGGUCAAGAGUACAUCGAAGAGAACAAGUCUGAAGACGGCAAAAUAAUAAGUUUCAAUUGCAAACUCUGCGAGUGUCGUUUCAACGACCCGAAUGCCAAAGACAUGCACAUGAAGGGUCGUCGUCAUCGCUUCGCCUACAAGAAGAAAGUCAACCCUGACCUGGUGGUGGACAUCAAGCCGAGUCUGAAGCAGCGCAAGAUGCUGGAGGAGAAACACCGCCGUCAACAGGCUCGAGAGGAGUUUACUCGCCGUCGUGAGGAGAUGAACCAGAUGGGUCCUAUGGGCAUGAUGGGCCCCAUGAUGGACGAAGAGAUGAUUUACUGGGAGGAACGUCGUCGGUAUGAAGAAGAGUGCGAGUACUACGAGUGGUACCGUCGCUGUGGUCGUGGUCCUGGUGCUCCUCCAAUGCCUCCUCGGCCAUUCCCUGGUCCUCCUGGUAUGAUGUUCUCCGUUGUACCUCGCAGGUCUGAUGACAAACAUGUUGAUGCUCAUCACUCUAGUAUUUAUCCCAAGGAAGAAGAAUUGCAAGCUGUUAAAAAAAUUGUUUCUCAUACUGAGAAGGCUUUGAAAUUGGUUUCUGAUGUUCUUGCUGAAGCUAAUAAAAAGACCAUGCCCGCAACGGGAAAUGCUACAACACCGGCAGCUGAAGUAAAGAAAGAAGAGGCUGAGAAGAAGAAAGAUGAAAAUACCACCUCAUUUGCAAAUCCAAAAGAGAAAGAAGAUUUGCGUGUUAUCCGUGAUGUCAUGCGUGUGGGUAAUUUGGCCAAAGGACUACUGUUAUCUGGAGAUAAUCAUGUCUGUUUAGUUGUUCUAUGUGCUGAAAAACCAACAAAGACUUUACUAAACAAAGUCGCUGAAAUUUUACCAUCUCAACUAAAAAUAGUAGCCCCUGAAGAAACCUACAACGUAGGCAAGCACCCAGAAUCUGCGGCUUUGACAGUAUCAGGCGGUACUGUAACUGUCAGCGUUACUCUCACAAGUCCUCUGAUGCGCGAAACAGCGAAACCACCGGCAACAGCAGCGUGUUGUGCUUUCUUUGUUGGGAUCUCAGAUAGUGCUGGACAGCAGCAGGGAGCUGCUCAACCGCAAACGACGCCCGCGACGCCCGCAGUGACGAAACCAGACCCACCAGAUGUACUUCCCAAGGCUAAGUGUUUGGAGGCUUUAGCUCAACUCAGGCAUGCCAAGUGGUUUCAGGAUAACGAGGCUGGAAGGAUAGCUAAAGCCCACCACAAAGCAAUUAAUCAGGCUAGAGCAUCAUCACUGCAGAACUGCGUUAUUAUUAUACGUAUUAUGCGCGAUCUUUGUAAUCGUGUACCUACAUGGGGACCACUUAAUCCAUGGGCACUGGAACUGCUCACUGAAAAAGUUAUCAACACUGCUGGUUGUCCAUUGAGUCUUGGAGAAGCUCUACGGCGUUUACUUGAAUGUGUAGCUGGUGGUAUUUUAUUACCAGGUUCUCCAGGAAUAGCAGAUCCUUGUGAAAAGGAACCAACAGAUGCAAUUGGGAAUAUGACCGCCCAACAACGAGAAGACAUAACUGCCUCAGCGCAGCACGCGCUCCGUCUGGUGGCGUUCCGGCAGAUCCACAAAGUUCUCGGCAUGGAACAGCUUCCCCCUCCCAAGCACAAGGGACGGUUCCCGCGCAAGCGCAGACGCGACAACAGCAAUGGCGAGGGCAACGAUUGCGAGGCCUCGAAAAAAGACAAAAAGGCCGAAGAAACUAAAAUGGAAACAGACUCCAAGUAA